AGCACGCGAGCCGCGUGGCCCUAUAGAAGAAGAACAGGAGGAUUCGACACGGACCUGCGUCCUGUAUCUCAGCAGCUACAAGACCAAAAGUGCGUGUUCCAAGGGCAUCUGCGUCUGGCUACACGAGACCACGCGUUGACCGACGGCACCAUGCUGACACCGAGCGACAAGCCGGAUCACUCGCAGCACCGGAAGAGCCGCGGGACCAAUAAGGGUGACCACGGUGGACCAAAGCCCAACGAGCCCGGCAGCACCUUUCCUAGGUCGGCCGACGCCUUGCUCCAAAACACACCGCCGGGCGGACGCUCGGGCCGCGUCCUAGUCACCGCCGAGAAGCGGCCUGAGGAUCGCCCGGAGUCACCUGCAUUGACCACACCGUCCACUUCACGGAGCCCAUCCACAGGACAAGAACCCGGGCGCGGCGAAGGAAUCCAGGAUACGACAGUGACCAGACACAGCGACAAACGCGGACACACCGAGACGCGGCGCGGUCAUCGCCCCCGGGGAGUACUCAGGGGGGCGAAAGCGAACGUCACGCCUCUGGUGUACCACAAGGAUCUGUACUUGGCCCACUCCUCGUUCUAA
This is a messenger RNA of Dermacentor silvarum, 585 nucleotides long. RefSeq lists its product as uncharacterized. The transcript has 4 exons. NCBI's taxonomy places the organism in Eukaryota, Metazoa, Arthropoda, Arachnida, Ixodida, Ixodidae. The record is from RefSeq and is a predicted model, not a curated record. Bases 151 to 585 code for a protein of 144 amino acids.